CUCGCUCACGGCCGCGCAUACAAGCUCAGCAGCGACAGCGACAACCAAGACCAACCAGCUUCGACGACGAGUUCCUGGACCCAUUCGGCGGAUUCUCCCCUUUCGUCCACUCUCAUAUGCAUCGCCCAGACCUGAUGUUCCGCGCGCUCAACGACAUGCACGACGCACACUUCGCCCGAGCAGCAAACCACUUCGAUGCCUUCGAACGCCUCUUCGAACAAACCCGUCCAGCUCCGGACGAUGCACACUUCACAUUCUUCUCCAUGCCACGUGUAGCUGCGGGACCACCGCCUGAACGCAAACGACCACGCAACAGUACACCAAACCUUCCUCCACCAGCAUACACAUCCACCACCUUCCAACCCCAACCCCAACCUCCGCCCACGAUCCUCCGCCCAGACGAAGCCAAGCGCCUGUUCAAAGCUUACAACGACCGCUGGACCACCCUUCCCACCACAUCCUCCGAUAUCCCCUACCCAGCACGAGGUCUGCACGCCGGCGGUCUCGUGGCCCGAGAUUCCCUCUGGGCCCCCAACGUCUCCGAUCACGUAUCGAACUGGUCCGAAGAAACCGUCAUGCAAGCCAACGCCCAGGCCUUCUUCUUGGGUGUGGUAGGUCUGGUACCGAGAUAUACACAAAACCCUGGGACUGGCAGGAUAGAAUGUGGGUUUGACAGGAAUACUGCGAGGAAGGAGCAGGUGGAAGAGUUAGUUCAACUUUUGAAGAGGGAGAAGAUUAGAUGGCAUAGUGAUCGAUUGGGAAGGAGAAGUGAUGGGAGAGGAGGAGUUAAUGAACGCUUACAGAGGGAUGACAGGGCCAGAGCGGUUUUCCAUGCGGUUUGUGAAUUGAUGGAGACGGCACAGGCGGUAUAGACUCGAUCAGGAGUAUCCUUCAACCACAAUCAUCCAUUUCGACAAUU
Molecule: messenger RNA, 919 nt
Organism: Pseudocercospora fijiensis CIRAD86
Lineage: Eukaryota; Fungi; Ascomycota; Dothideomycetes; Mycosphaerellales; Mycosphaerellaceae
Exons: 1
Coding region: 117-872 (251 amino acids)
Source: RefSeq, a predicted model, not a curated record